Molecule: messenger RNA, 5379 nt
Organism: Wyeomyia smithii (pitcher-plant mosquito)
Lineage: Eukaryota; Metazoa; Arthropoda; Insecta; Diptera; Culicidae
Exons: 1
Coding region: 1-5379 (1792 amino acids)
Biological process (GO): DNA integration
Molecular function (GO): nucleic acid binding
Source: RefSeq, a predicted model, not a curated record
AUGCUGAAGAAACUAAUCCGUGAGCGAAAGUCGCUUGAACCGCGUAUCAAGCGAGUUUCUGAUGUGGUGAUGAAGUUAGAGCCAGAAGCGGCUGAAGAAAUAGACGUUCAAAUGGAGAUCGAAACGCUAAAUGAUAUAUGGGCUAGUUAUUGUUCAGUGCAUAAAAGAAUUUUGGAUGUGAGUGAAGAAGAUGAAAUGUACAAUGAUGCCGUCGAUCAGCAACGAAAUUUUGAAGCAACGUACCUCGCGCUAAAAGGCCGCUUGUUGAAAAUUUUGAAACUGGUUAAAAAUCGGGACAGUAGAGAAGAAAACCAUCCACAGCCGCAAAACGAUAUAAUAGCUCAGCUAGCAAGCCAACAAGCCGAGUUCUUUCGUAUAAUGUCCACUCGAUUGAAUCCCGUCGGCAUCGAUGCGACUGCACCAGUUGAGCCGCACCAAUUGGAUGCCCCCAAUAUGCCGCUUUCGGAUCUAAAAUUACCUCGUGUGAAUUUGCCAGCGUUUUGUGGUGAUUAUUUAGAGUGGCAAUCAUUUAUUGAUUUGUUCAAAAGCAUGGUCGAUCAAAAUCCUUUGUUAAAGGAUAGCCAGAAACUAUAUUUUCUGAAAACCAAUCUUUCUGGCGAAGCAGCAUCACUCAUCUCGCACUUGAAGAUUGAGGAUGCCAAUUACACUUUGGCAUUAGAGAAAUUAAAAUCUCGAUAUGAUAAGCCGCUUGAAAUUGCGCACAAACAUAUUCAGCGUUUUCUGAACCAGCCAGCCCUGACGUCAUCGUCUGCUCCCGGACUGCGUUCUCUUCAUGACGUCUCUGAUGAAGUGGUGCGCGCUCUUCGAGCGAUGGAGAGAGAGGAUCGCGACACAUGGCUAAUAUUCAUCCUUAGUGAAAAAUUUGAUCCAGCAACUAGGCAGUUGUGGUAUCAACGUGUUGCUGACAUGCAGGAAAAUGAAAUCACUUUGCAAUGUAUGCUAAAGUUUCUCGAUUCGCGUUGUUUUGCAUUACAAUCGGCUCAAACGGAUAAGCAGCGAAACGCCGUCCUCUCCAAGCCGCAAUUGAAGCAACCGUAUAAGAGUACCGCAUUCGUCGCUACUAACUCAUCGUCAUAUUGCUAUAUCUGUUCCAAAUCAGCGCAUAUGCCCUUUCAGUGUGGUAAGUUCAUUCAUAUGAGCCCUGAUGAACGUUUAGCUGCUAUUAAUCGGCAUAGGCUGUGUCGAAACUGUUUUAAGAAGCAUCCCGGUGAAACAUGCAAAUCAAGUAAUUGCCGAAAAUGCGGUCUACGUCACCACACAUUACUGCAUGCUGCUCUCGAAGCCCCCAACUUCCAACACACACCCUCUACGUCGUUUGCUGCCUCUACUGGUGGCAAUCCAGCCGCUCAAUCGUUACUCUCUGCUCUCGAGACAAAUUCUCCUAUAGAUGCGUCCAGUGUCCUUCUAGCAACAGUGGCAAUCAAUGUUUUGGAUAAGAAAGGUCGACCCCAUGCUUGUCGAGCUGUCUUAGAUUGCGCAUCUCAGGUUAGCUUCAUCAGCGAAAGUUUUUGCAAUGAACUCGGUCUUGAAAUGAUGGAUGCAGAUAUGGACCUCGAAGGUAUAUCUUCCACACCAGCACAUGCUGAUAAGUGCGUGCAAAUUAUUAUAGCAUCCCGAUGUACGGAUUAUCGCACCUCGGUUCCGUGCAUGGUGCUUGAGAGAAUAACAAAAACACUCCCAGCAAAACCGGCAGACAUCGAUGGUUGGUCUAUCCCAGAGUCUAUUAAACUGGCAGACCCUCUCUUCCAUCGACCAGGUAAAAUCAAUAUCCUGAUUGGAAAUGAGCUAUUUUUUCAGCUUCUUGAGCCAGGAAAAAUUAGUCUCAGUUCUGAUGAUAAUUUACCUACGCUUCAAAACACAAAGUUUGGAUGGGUGGUUGCCGGACGGUACAAAAAUACCACACCAGCGCGUGCAAGCGCUUCAACAUGCUUAAUAGCAUCAGUAGAUGAUUCACUCGAUCAACAGUUGCGACGAUUUUGGGAGCUUGAGGAGUACGUGCCUCCUACAGCCCAUCUUAGUGAAGAAGAAAAACAGUGUGAAGACCAUUUUGCAAGGCACACUGUUAGAAAUGCCGACGGACAGUUCACCGUUCGCUUACCGUUCUUGCACAGCCCGAGUCAACUUGGCGACUCGCGCCAGAUAGCUGCAAGGCGCUUAGAACACAUUGAGCGAAAGCUGCAGAAAAAUCCACAUUUGAAACAGGAGUAUCAUGCUUUCCUACGUGAGUACAUUGAACUAGGACAUAUGACUCGUGCUGAGUCUCCCGCUACCAAUCACACCGUUUACCUUCCCCAUCACUGCGUGAUAAAGGAAGCAAGCUCUACUACAAAAUGUAGAGUCGUUUUCGACGCUUCGGCAAAAACCACUAGCGGAAAAUCUCUCAAUGAUGUACUCAUGGCUGGCCCAGUCCUACAGGACUCGCUAAUUAAUAUUUUGCUUCGCUUCCGUAUUCCGGCCUUUGUGGUUGCGGGAGAUAUUAAACAAAUGUACCGCAUGGUAAGGAUCCAUGAUUGUGAUCGCGACUUCCAGAGGAUUCUUUGGCGAUGGUCCAGCAGCGAGCCAGUUAGUGAAUUUGUAUUAAACACGGUGACGUUUGGAACCAAAAGUGCAUCUUACCUGGCAACGAAGUGUGUGCAACAGCUUUUGAAUGCACAUCGGCAGCGAUAUCCAGCAGCGGUAGAAAAGGCGGAAAAGGGAAUGUACGUGGACGACGUUUUGACUGGUGCUGACACCGAGCAAGAAGCAGUGCUACUUCGCGAACAGCUGUCUACUAUUUUUGCUUCCGGUGGUUUUCAUCUGCGUAAAUGGGCGUCUAAUAGUGCAGCGGUGCUAAAAGGUGUUCCGGUUGCGGAUCGGGAGAUAGAAAUUUCGAUUGGAAUAAGCGAUGAACAAGUCAUCAAGGCCCUCGGCAUCCACUGGCAGCCGUGCAGCGACAUGUUCCAGUUUUCCUAUAUCCGAACAAAGAUCCUUCAGCACACAAAGCGGACCAUACUAUCACAAAUCGCCAGCCUCUUCGACCCGCUUGGUUUACUGGCCCCUGUCAUCGUGAAGGCAAAACUGGUCAUGCAACAGAUGUGGGAGCUGAAGGUGGCAUGGGAUGAAACUCCCCCCGGUGAGUUACUCGAUAUUUGGUUAAAGUUGGUCCAAAGUCUUUCCGAUCUCAACUUCUUACAGGUACCACGACGCGUGAUCGACUCAUCUGGAACCCUCCGUAUGUUUCUGCACGGCUACAGUGAUGCCUCCGAGCGGGCCAUGGGAGCAUGCAUCUACUUACGAGUCUGUUACAACGACGAUAGGAAAUCAUCACAUUUGCUCUGUGCAAAAUCGAGAAUAGCACCGGUUGGUAACGGAAGGACAACACUGCCUCGGUUGGAGUUGGAAGCAGCACGGAUUCUGGCCAGAUUAAUGGCAAACGUUCAAGCGGCACUCUCCUUGGCGUUCCACGAAAUACGAGCAUUCUCCGACUCAACAGUGGCCCUGGCGUGGAUAAAGGGUGGCGCUUCGCGAUGGAAAACUUUCGUCGCCAAUCGAGUAGCUGAAAUCGUGAACCACCUUCCAGCCAUCAACUGGUACCAUGUCGACACGCAUAGCAACCCAGCAGACUUAAUUUCACGAGGAGCACUUCCCGCUCAAAUAUCAACUAACCCGUUAUGGUGGAACGGGCUGAUUUGGAACGAGAAUUCUAACAUCCAACACCAUGACAUAUCCGAUAGUCUUAGCGCCAUACAACAACGACAGGUGGAGAAAGAGCAGCGCGUGGUGGCUGUUGCGUGCUUAACCGUAUAUGAAAAUCAGUUUCUCGACAAGAUUAUGUCAAGAUAUUACCCGAACUUAAUGUUUCUCCUGCGUAUUACAGCACGAAUGCUGCGAUUUAAAUACCGUGAUCAUAGGCAGUCCCACCGCCUCACAUCCCACGAAAUCGACAGGGCACUACGCGUCUACUUGCAACAUGUUCAGAAUCAGCACUUCUGGAAGGAGAUUAACCAGCUUAAUCACGGUCAAGAUGUCAGCCGAUCCAGUUGUCUUCAUCAGCUGAAACCCUUCCUGGAUGAAAAUCAUCUUCUCAGGGUGGGCGGAAGAUUACAGCAGUCAGACCUGAGCUACGAUACAAAACACCCGAUUCUGCUACCGCACAAGUCGAUACUCUCAUCGUACAUCCUACACCAUGAACAUUACGAACAAUUACAUUGUGGACCUCAAAUGUUGUUGGCAGGAAUCCGCCAACGUUAUUGGAUUAUUCGAGGAGUAAGCGCUGCCAGAAAGGUUUGUCGUGCCUGCGUUCAUUGUGCUCGUGCAAGGCCCGCAUCGGUGCGUCAACAAAUGGGACAGCUACCAGCAGAUCGUGUGAAGCCUCUACCUCCAUUCUCUAUUACCGGCAUCGAUUACGCUGGUCCAAUCAACGUGAUUGGUCGCCGUACACGCGGUGCAACCAUUGCAAAGGGAUAUAUCGCGCUGUUCGUCUGUUUUUCAACUCGAGCCGUUCACCUCGAAGCAGUUUCGGAUCUAAGCACGUCUUCAUUCAUCGCUGCCUUCACUCGGUUCAUCAGUCGUUAUGGCUUGCCGAAUAAAGUUUAUUCUGACAACGCUACCAACCUCCGAGGAGCAGCGAAAAAGCUUCGUGAUCUGUACGAGCACAUUAAUGCUACUGAAAAUGACGAUCAGGUAAUUGAUUUUUUCACAACUAAAGGGAUUGAGUGGUUAUUUAACCCGGCUAGAUCUCCUCAUCAUGGUGGUUUGUGGGAAGCCGGCAUCAAGGUUGCCAAGAGCUUUUUGAGCAAAUUAGGAGGAGAUAAUCGCUUUACCUUUGAAGAGUUGAGCACAGUUCUUGCCCAGAUAUCUGCAUGCAUGAACUCGCGUCCUAUUUCUCCCUUAUCAAAUGAUCCCAGUGAGCCUCAACCCCUCACACCCGCACAUUUCUUGAUUGGAAGGCCACUUCAUAUUAUCCCGGAGAUAAACCAACUAGACGAUAAAAUUGACUCGUUAGGCAGAUGGCAGUAUGUACAGCGCGUUACGCAGGAGUUCAGAUCACGCUGGCAAUCCGAAUAUGUUUCGCUACUUCAACGCAUGGUCAAAUGGCAACGUAGCGCACCCAACAUUAUGGUAGGAGAUUUCGUAUUGCUUGUCAGCGAUAAUGAGAAGCCGAAGCAGUGGCCAAUGGGCCGAGUCGUCGAACUAUUUCCUGGGACCGAUGGUAUUGUCAGAGUGGUGGCGGUAAAAACGUUGAACGGAAUUUCCAAACGAGAUGUGAGAAGAAUUCGGCGUAUUCCAUUGGAGGCUGAUGAAUAUGUUCCUGGACGUAACGGUGCGGAAAUUUCUAGCCGCAAUUUGGUGGGCGGAUUAUGUUGUGGCGGAAUAUAG